This is a messenger RNA of Penicillium olsonii, 942 nucleotides long. NCBI's taxonomy places the organism in Eukaryota, Fungi, Ascomycota, Eurotiomycetes, Eurotiales, Aspergillaceae. The record is from the annotation of a GenBank genome assembly.
AUGGCCCCUGUCGCAAUUGUUACUGGUGCCUGCUCCGGGAUUGGGCUCGCCAUGUCCAAGGAGCUCAUCAAUCGAGGCUACAAGGUCUUCAUGGGUGACAUCAACCCCAAAGGUGGCGAGGUAGUCGAUGCCUUGGCCCGCCCGUCCGCUGUCCCUGCGCCCACCUUCGCUCACGGGAACGUUGCCUCCUUCGAGGACCAGGCCCAUCUCUUUGAAACUGCCUAUUCCUUCGCCCAGCACAUCGACGUCUUCCUGGCCAAUGCAGGCGUGGAUGACCGGGAGGAUCUUCUCGCCGAGCCUGUCGAUCCCACAUUUGCCGCCAAGCCAACGCCAUACAAUGCAACCACGGCCGACAUCAAUCUGGGCGCUGUUCUCCAGGGAUUUAAGCUUAUGGUGCACUAUAGUCGCCGUGCCGAAUACGAUGCAAAGGCCGCGUGCUCCACGCCUCCCCCACUUGGCCGCAUGGUCGUCACUUCGUCAACUUUCGGACUGUAUCCGUUUCCCACGAAUCCUGUCUAUGCUGCUACCAAGCACGCCACGAGAGGACUUGUCCAGAGUCUUGGUCGCCGCGCCCAGAAGGAAGCAAACUUCACACUGAACGCCAUCUUGCCAGCUUUCGUGCCAACGGGCUUAGCGCCUGAGGGAUUGGUGGCGCAAAUCAGAGACAGGGGUUACAUCACGGAGAUGGAUACUGUGUUAAAGGCUCUGGGCUUGUUCCUGGGCGAGACUGCGGAGCUGCCGAAUGGCGUUCAGAGAAUCGAGGUACCUGCCGCACUUGGUGAUGGGCCUCUCACUGGAGAGUGUGCGGAAGUCAGCAUGGCUGAGGUUUACUUGCGCGGCUCUGUUCCGUUUGCCAAUGACAGCCAACGAUGGUUCUCGGAGGACCCCGAUGGCCUAUGGUGGGAAGGAUAUCGUCAGAAGAGAGCGGCUGAUGGAAAGUGA